AUGAUCAUGCAUUACAUUACUCCAAAAGAGAGCGUCAUUCUCAACGUUCUUGCAGCGGAGGUGGAUUUCACUACAUGCGAGUCCAUUGUGAUGUCUCAAGAGGUUGACGAGGAUGGCGAUCGCACCCUGGCUGUCGUCACCAAGGUUGAUCGGGCUCCUGAUGGCCUCUAUGAGAAGAUUCAAGGAAAUUCGGUGCGGAUCGGGCUUGGCUACGUGUGUGUCCGGAACAAGACAGACGCUGAUGCAUCUCAUGACGACGCAAGAAGGGCGGAAGCGGCUUUCUUCAACAACCAUCCUGAAUUGUCCCAGAUUGAGCCCCAGUGCCUGGGAAUUCCAGCCCUCGCUCAACGGCUGACGGAGAUCCAGGCCAAGAGGGUGGCGGACAGCAUCCCAAGGAUCAGGCAGGCGAUUCAGAAGGCUCUUGUUGGUAAGGAGUCUGAAUUGCAGACCAUUCCUUUCGCUGCCACCUCUAGCGCUGCAGCACUGGGUAUUGUGUCUUCAACAAUCCAGAAGCGACGGGACAUGAUGAGUGGUGUCAUCAGCGGGAAGUAUGGCCCGUUUCAGAGCGACGAGGCGAUGCACUAUGCUGCCAGGCUGCAUGAGAAGUUCAACGAAUUCGAGGCUGAGAUGAGGGGUGUUCUUCCGGACUUCCUUGGAACAGACUACUCUGAAAGGUGUAAGGAGGCUCUGAAAGAGGUGGCUGGAAUUUCUCUCCCAAACAUGUUCGACCAGGCUGUGGUGCAGCAGGCUGUGGCAUCACACGUCUGCGGGAUGUACCCUGGACUGAACAACGUGGCUCAUCUUCAAGGCCUGAAUGCCCUGAGGAAGGCCAAGGAGUCAGCAAGCCGCUUCAUUCAGGACUUGCUGACCAAGGAGGAGAAGGUCAUCCUCACGCUCAAUCACUACUACAUGGACACGGUGUCCCAGAUCCACGUGAAGAUGGCUGAUUUCAAGAAAGGCCAGCCCGGUAACUCUGGUCAAGGUCCUCCUCCGAUUCCUUCUAUUGGUGACUUCGCCUCCAGCACUGCUUCACUCGCCAAUCUGAUAAGCAAUGAAGACCAGGCUGCGAGGGAUCUCCAGAUCAACAUGUUUUCUUAUGCCAAGUUUCAAACACUCUCCCUCGCAUUUUCAAACGCUCUCCCCUCGCCUCAUAAACCCUCGGUACCAUUCUUCUUUUCCCCUCCUCUCCCUCCCCACCACAUCCUUCCCUUCCCCCCGCCCCCCUUUUCCCUCCCUCUCUCUCCCCCUCUCCUCCCCCCCCCCUCCUUCUCCCGCGGCUGCAUUUGUCCGCUUCCGCGCAGCGCUCCUUUCCAGUUGCGCCCAUCCCAGAUCUCACCUCCCCCAGCCAUCACCUUCCCAACGCCGCCCUGCGGCGCUGCGAGCCGAAGUUACCACGCAUCCACCGCGCCUCCGCCCCUCCGCCCCGUCCCUCCGCGCACCGCGCGCCAACGUCUAUGCAGAUCCGCCCGCGCACCCGCCCAUUCUCCCCUCGCGCGCCCGCUUCUCCCGCUCGGCGGCUAUAGCGCGGCCGUAGCGGAGAGAGCGGACAGGAGAGGGCGGAAAGGGCGGGUCAGGGCUGGGAGUGGGUGGGUGGGCGUGGGGAAGGGGGAACGGCAGCAGGGGUCUGAUUUGGAGGAAGAAUGGGGUGCAGAAGAGGAGAGAGAUGGAGAGGAUAGGGAUGGCGAGGAAAGGGAGCACGCAGAGGAGUGGGAAGGAGAGGAGAGGGAAGGAGAGGAGGGGGAAGGAGAGGAGGGGGAAGGAGAGGAGGGGGAGGAUGAUCUGGUGGAGGGUGGAUCAGUGUCGCUGGAUAACGGGAGCGCCACUGCCGCCCACGGUCUGCCCUCGCCUGCUGUGGCUGUGCGCAACCUCGUGGAGCAGGUGCGUGCUGGGCAGGUGGUAUGUAGGGCAGGUGGUACGUGUGUGUGUCUCACGGGCUGCCCUCGCCUGCUGUGGCCGUGUUAUGUGCCCUACGGGCCGCCCUCGCCUGCUGUGGCCGUGCGCAACCUCGUGGAGCAGGUGAGAGGGGUGGUGUGUGUGGAAGAUCCCAUAUUCCUCCUCUCGCCGCUCUCCAUCCACACGCGCAACAUGCUUGCAGACCCUCGCUGCACUCUUGUUGUUCAGAUUCCCGGGUGGAGUGGGCUGGCCAACGCGCGUGCCACCAUAUUUGGAGACGUGUAUCCGGUGCCGCCGUCCCAGCAGCAGUGGGCGCAGCGCUUCUUUGCGCGCCGCCACCACCACGGCGCCGCGCAGAUGUGGGGCAACUUCAGCUACUACCGCAUGCAGCAGAUCUGUGACAUCUAUUUCGUGGGCGGAUUUGGCACGGUGGCGUGGAUCGAUGUGAAGGACUACCUGUCUGCCACACCAGAUGCCAUCGUGCUGCAUGACACAGAGGCCAUUCUGCACGAGCUGAACGUGCGGCUGGGAUCGGAUCUGAAGCGCCAGCUGGCGUCGAUCCUGCCGGAGCCGGUGGACGAUGCACUGUUCAUCAGCAUUGAUGGCAAGGGGGUUGACAUCCGCGUGCGACACGGCGCUAAGCAACGAAUGGCACAGGACCUGUUGUCCCACCAACCCUGCAAACCCUUUCGCCUCCUCCCUACCACCCCCCUCCCCUCCACCACUUCCUCGCCAAUUCAUCGUGCAGCCCCUGUCCUUCAGUGCAUCAUGGGAUGUGCGGUGCGGGGCACAGACGAGGCUGCUGCAGCGCUGUAA
This is a messenger RNA of Closterium sp. Naga37s-1, 2709 nucleotides long. NCBI's taxonomy places the organism in Eukaryota, Viridiplantae, Streptophyta, Zygnematophyceae, Desmidiales, Closteriaceae. The record is from the annotation of a GenBank genome assembly.